Molecule: messenger RNA, 799 nt
Organism: Vitis vinifera (wine grape)
Lineage: Eukaryota; Viridiplantae; Streptophyta; Magnoliopsida; Vitales; Vitaceae
Product: fasciclin-like arabinogalactan protein 11
Exons: 2
Coding region: 20-763 (247 amino acids)
Source: RefSeq, a predicted model, not a curated record
AUACCAAAUCUAGAAAGAUAUGAUGAAGCAGCUUCUCUCCCCAACUCUUCUUCUUUUGAUCUUCUUCCUCCUCUGUGCCACAACUUCUGGUCAGUCUUCUGCACCGGCUACAGCACCUUCAGGUCCCACCACAGUUUCUGUUCUCCAAAAGGCUAGUAAGUUUACUACGUUCAUUGGGCUACUAAAGAGCAGCCAAGUGGAUGUCCUAAUCAAUACCCAACUCAAGAAAUCAAACCAGGGCUUCACCGUAUUUGCACCAACUGAUAGCGCCUUUUCAGACCUCAAAACAGGGACUCUGAACUCAUUCACUGAUCAGCAGAAGGCCGAACUGACUAAAUUCCACGUAAUACCUUCUUUCCUAACUAUCUCACAAUUCCAAACUGUGAGCAACCCAAUUCACACACAGGCAGGUGAAAACACUGUGGAGUUCCCACUGAAUGUCAUAGGCAACGGAACUCAUGUGAACAUGACAACAGGGCUUGUGAAUACAACAGUGGACAGCACAGUAUACAGUGAUGGUCAGCUUGCUGUGUAUGAGAUUCCCCAGGUUCUCCUUUCACAAGGUAUCCUCAGCCCUCAAGCGCCUGCACCAGCUCCUCUAGCACCGAAGCCUAAGAAGGCUGCUCCUCUUAAUGCACUUGCUCCCACAAGGUCGACCACGGUUUCUGUUGAUUCUUCUGAUGCGACAUGUCUGCCACACUAUGCACCAACUGUGGUAUCCAUUGGGGUGGCUGUUCUUGCGGCAAUGUCCUUAUCCCUAUGAACUGAGUGUCAGAUUGAUGGAUGAUGAUGUGUUGAC